CUCUCUACCGUCCUUCCUCUUCUCUAACCAGCGGGUGCUUCUGCGCGCGCGCGUGUGCAUGUGUAGCUAGCUACAGCUCAGAGGGGCGCUGGCUGCUGUGACGUCAACGAAUCACUUCCUGAAAUGGAGAGGAGUAAUAUCAAAAGUGAGUUAGCAGCCGGAAAAGGACUUCCAUUUAUGGCAUUUGAAUCUUUAAGGGACCUAUAAGGACACUGGCGCACACUUGGAGGUGGAUUCAGACGCAGGACAGCAGCGGAUUUAAGAAAAUCCCAGGAAUGCCUCUCUCGCUCUUGUCGGACUGCAGCAUCGAGCGGCGAGCAUCUCCAUCGGAACAAGCGUGGAGCGCACACGAUCCCACGCGUUGGCUGGCAGACAAUCUCAACCAUGAAUUUCCUCACAGCCAGGUGCAUCCAAAGCCAGGGUCAGCUGCCUCCUCAUCACCCAGUCGCGCCAAAGAAAAGUUAGUUACGAGCCAUUUCCCGCUUCAUUUCGCUGCUGCAUUGCACCAAAGUCUCCCGGGCGCCUUCCCGCGAGCCCCCCUGGCGCGCCCACGUUCAGAUGACUGAUCCCGACUGAUGUUUUAUCUCAUGGCGCUGAGCAAAAGGCUGAUAGCCGCAUCUGCUGAGCUCCUCCACAACUGAGGAGCUUUCCAAUUUCAAAGGCCUCCUUUCCAGCUCCAUGGGGUUUGACCUCAGCUCUUAAUUAUUAUCCCGGCAGCCGACCGGCGAAUCCGGCUGUUGCUCGCUUGACCUUCUAAAUUACCCCCGGCGUCUCCCCGCCAGCUACGUACAUCCAUCGGCUGGAGCUGCAGAAAUAGGAAACACUUAGUGCUCAGCUUGGUCUGCGUCAAGAUGAAUGAAACACACAACAACAGGACUUCUCUGGUCAAAGGGGCCAAGGACAUCGCCAAGGAAGCCAAGAAGCAAGCCGGGAAGAACUUCAACAAGGCGGUGGACCGCGCCUCGGAUGAAUACUCGGCGCACCGUAGCUACGAUCGAUUCCAAAACGACGAGGAGGAGGAGAACGAGUACAAUUCAUACGGACAAGCGGAAAGGCGCUACGGCGACGACGCGGCCGAGGACGGGGCGUCCAGCGACGCCACGGAGGGCCACGAUGACGAAGAUGAGAUCUACGAGGGUGAGUACCAAGGCGUGCCCGCCUACCAGGACGCCAAACAACGGGACGGACAGAUGCCUCUGGGCCAACUGGCGGGUGACGCUCCGAAGAGCCACAAGGAACUGGAGAACGAGCGUCAGGCCGACGAGGAGGAACUGGCGCAGCAGUACGAGCUCAUCAUGCAGGAGUGCGGCCACGGGAGGUUCCAAUGGCAGCUCUUCUUCGUGCUGGGCCUGGCGCUCAUGUCGGACGGCGUGGAGGUGUUCGUGGUGGGAUUCGUCCUGCCCAGCGCCGAGACGGACAUGUGCGUGCCCAACUCGGGCGCCGGAUGGCUCGGCAGCAUCGUGUACCUGGGGAUGAUGUUUGGCGCUUUCUUUUGGGGCGGCCUGUCGGACAAGCUGGGCCGCAAACAGUGCCUGCUGAUAUCCUUGUCCACCAACGGCUUCUUCGCCUUCCUCUCCUCCUUCGUGCAAGGCUACAGCACCUUCCUCUUCUGCCGCAUGCUGUCGGGAUUCGGGAUUGGCGGCGCAGUGCCUAUUGUGUUUUCGUACUUUGCGGAGGUGCUGGCGCGGGAAAAGCGUGGAGAGCACCUGAGUUGGCUCUGCAUGUUCUGGAUGAUCGGCGGCAUCUACGCCUCAGCCAUGGCUUGGGCCAUCAUACCGCACUAUGGUUGGAGUUUUAGCAUGGGGUCGGCCUACCAGUUCCACAGCUGGCGAGUGUUUGUGGUGGUGUGCGCGCUGCCUUGCGUCUCAGCUGUGGUGGCGCUCACCUUCAUGCCUGAGAGCCCUCGCUUCUUCUUACAGAUGGGCAAACAUGACGAGGCCUGGAUGGUCCUCAAGCACAUCCAUGAUACCAACAUGCGAGCUCGCGGAGAGCCCGAGAGAGUCUUCACUGUCAAUCGGAUUAAGAUCCCCAAGCUGCUGAACGAGCUGGUGGAGUUGCAGAACGAGUCUGCAAACCCAGUGGUCAAGUUUUUCUCCAAAGUCAAGGCCGAGCUCCGAGGGAUCUUGUCUACUUUCAUGAAAUGCUUUGACUACCCAGUAAAAGACAACACCAUGAAACUGGCAGCGGUUUGGUUCACGCUCUCCUUCGGGUUCUACGGGUUGUCUGUGUGGUUCCCCGACGUGAUCAAACACCUGCAAGCCGACGAGUACGCCUCGCGAGUGAAGAUCCACACCAACGAACGCAUCGAAGAUUUCACUUUCAACUUCACGCUGGAGAACCAGAUACACAGAAAUAGCGUUUUCCUUAACGACAGGUUUAUUAGCAUGAAGUUCAAGGCGGUCUUGUUUGUCAACUCCUCGUUCCUCAACUGCUACUUUGAGGACGUCUCAUCCGUGGGCUCCUCCUUCAAAAACUGCACCUUUGUCGACUCUUUCUUCUACAACACAGAUAUCGACGACAUGAAGCUGACAAACUCAAGGCUGGUCAACAGCUCCUUCCACCACAACAAGACGGGCUGUCAGAUGACCUUCGACGACGACUACAGCGCGUACUGGGUCUAUUUUGUCAACUUCCUGGGAACGCUGGCCGUGCUGCCUGGCAACAUCGUCUCGGCCCUCCUCAUGGACAAAAUAGGCCGUCUCAGCAUGCUGGGGGGCUCCAUGGUGCUGUCUGGAAUCAGCUGCUUCUUCCUGUGGUUUGGCACCAGCGAGUCCAUGAUGAUCUUCAUGUUGUGCCUCUACAACGGCCUCAGCAUCUCCGCCUGGAAUUCCCUGGAUGUGGUCACCACCGAGCUCUACCCCACCGACAGGAGAGGCACCGGCUUUGGCUUCUGCAACGCCUUGUGCAAACUGGCCGCCGUGAUGGGCAACCUGAUCUUUGGCUCUCUGGUGGGCAUCACCAAGGCCAUCCCGAUCCUGCUGGCGUCGUCCGUGCUGGUCUGCGGCGGCCUGGUGGGCCUGCGGCUGCCCGACACACGCGCCAAUGUCCUCAUGUAAACGUUUGGUAUGUGUAUGGGAAUCAUUGUUCCGAUUCAUCAUGACGUCAUAAUUGCUACCUAUGAAGCUACAUUAGGCCGCCCGCCCUCACUUAACAAAUACUGGAUUGUCAUUUGAGCACAGUGAAAGUCCCUAAAACACACGAGUUUACAUAUCGAAACACACCGAAACGGGACUAGAGAGAAGCACAGCGUCUUGCACAAUUUAUUAAUAUGUGCUAAUGCUGCUUUUUGACCCUCGCAGGCAGAUUUAACUUUACAUUGACCGGAGCCAUUUCACUCCGAUGAUCGUUAAAUAAUAGAGCUGGUGCUGAUGUGAAAAAAACAAAAAAAAUAGCCAUACAGCUAACACUUCCUACUAAAUUCCUCUCAUCCGUCACAUGCCAUCACCAUUCCGACAUGAACUGUGAAGCUUUUUUGCAAGAAUAAUCUUAAGGCCAUACAGCAUUUCUCUAGUGACACAAAAAAAAAAAAAAGUUUACAUUUUCUGCUUUUUAAACGUCGAGUGCGGGCUCCUCGUGUGUGUGUUGUGUUCAAAGACCCCUCGGUCUUCUCAUCGCUUCCCCCGAUUGUGUCAUCCCCUGUCUUGUCUCUCCCCACCGCUUCGAAAACAAAAGCUCCAAGGCCUUUUUCUACAAUGUGGUGCCUCUCUCGCUAUCGCUUCCCAAACGUGGCUGGGAACUUUUGCUGCUUUGUUGUGUCUUCUCCACGUUAAUAAGGCGUCUGCAAUAAUGCGGAGAACUUUUAAAGGGCCAGUGUUGCUUCAACAUCAGCUGAUUGCGUGUUUUGAUGUAGCAUAGACACUUUAUCUCUGAAAUCAAUUCGCCCUUACAUCGCAAAUAAAGCAAGUCAGCUGUUUUUGCGAGAGGGGUGUAAUUUUCUCAACGAUUACGUUCCAAAAUCUUAUGGUGGGAAUGAUGCUUUCAAAUUCUUGAAAACUAAUAAAACCUGGCAAACAUGUUUUCUAAAUGCACUCAUUUUAAUUCCUCAAUGUGAUUGAAAACAAAGUCAUCUUAAAAAUAGAACACAACUAGCAAAACCAAUUUUCUUUCCCUUCUAAAACUCACCAUGGUCUAAAUCCCGCUUGAAAAUAUGCAAUACAUUUUCCCGUUUCUCGCCAUACAUUCCUGUUUCCAAAUCCUGCAUGUUUGUUGCGAAACGCUCUUUCUUAUUGCCUGUAAUCUUUUCUUCCUCGUCGUCUUUUUGUCACAUGGUCAUUUGAGUGGCGACGUGAUGCCGUGUCGUUGUUGCCAAGAUGUUCUAUUUGCGCGCCUGGAUGACUUAUUUUCAUAAGAAAAAAUCGAUGUGGUGAAUGCCGUCGUGUGUGGCGUCUACAUAAAAUGUCUCAUUUGAACUUGA
Messenger RNA from Syngnathus typhle (broad-nosed pipefish), 4414 nucleotides. RefSeq names its product synaptic vesicle glycoprotein 2C-like. Gene Ontology annotation, cellular component: membrane. Gene Ontology annotation, molecular function: transmembrane transporter activity. Lineage: Eukaryota; Metazoa; Chordata; Actinopteri; Syngnathiformes; Syngnathidae. Bases 852 to 3056 code for a protein of 734 amino acids. The transcript has 18 exons. The record is from RefSeq and is a predicted model, not a curated record. Gene Ontology annotation, biological process: chemical synaptic transmission; transmembrane transport.